This is a messenger RNA of Eremothecium gossypii ATCC 10895, 540 nucleotides long. It is a transcript of the gene SRN2, whose product is annotated as ESCRT-I subunit protein SRN2. The record is from RefSeq and is marked provisional. Lineage: Eukaryota; Fungi; Ascomycota; Saccharomycetes; Saccharomycetales; Saccharomycetaceae. Gene Ontology annotation, biological process: protein targeting to vacuole; endosome transport via multivesicular body sorting pathway; ubiquitin-dependent protein catabolic process via the multivesicular body sorting pathway. The transcript has a single exon. Gene Ontology annotation, cellular component: ESCRT I complex. The coding region runs from base 1 to 540 and encodes 179 amino acids.
AUGGGGACGCCAGUGUUACCCCCGAAACCGUGCGCAGCGGCUGGCGGGCCGAGGGCUGAGGUGCCGCUGCCGCGCAAGGCGCAUUUGCUGUCGACUGCAGAGCUGCAGGAGCUGUUGAAGGCGCAGGACAAGUUGCAGCUGUACGUGGCGGGGUUGUGCGAGAGCGAGGAGACGCAGAAGCGGGUGGAGCAGCAACGAAAACAGCUGGCUGAAAUACGGGAGACGUUUGCGGGGCUGGAAGGGGAGCGACAGCGCGUGCAGGAGCGGCUGGACGGGUAUCAGAGGCUAGUGUUCCGGUACCAUGAGGCGUGGCAGGCGGUAGACGGGGCGUGCCGGGCCCGUUACGACGACGGGGUUCUGCGGGCGCGGCUGCAGCAGGAAAUGCGCGCUGCGGAGGCGGAGUGCCGGGUGCUGCGGGCACAGCUGGGCGACGCGGAGGUGGACGCGUUUCUGACACAGUACCUGCGGCUGCGCACGGAGUACCACGUGCGGCGGGAGAAGCUCGAGACGUGGGAGGUGCAAGGCGCGCUGCGGCGGUAG